UCUACGUUCUAGAGGAGGACAUGAUGAGGAUUAGACAAACGGAGAAGACGUUACAUAUAUACUUUGAUCAUCUGAAUCAAGCUUUAAACGUGGUACUCUUAAAAAUAGAGAUGACCCACAAGAACGAGAACGUGAUCGACGCACUUUCAAAGGAAGUUCAAUUAAAAGCAGUACGAACGUUCAAAGCAGGAUUGAGAAGUGCGGCAACAAAAAAUGCACUUUACUCGAGAUCUUGCACCAACCUAAUGGAAGCAUAUGGGAUAGCUCGCACAAUGCAGCACGACUCUCACUAUCAUCAGUUGGAAUAUGUUCCAAGAAUGGCAAACAUGCAGUACCCACAAGGCAUGCAGAGGCAGUAUCAACAGCAACGUCUCCUGAAUCAAGAACCGCCACCUGAACCAAUGGAUGUCGACUCAUCUGGCCGUUUCCGUAGACAAACAUUCCAUCAACCACAGAGAAAUCAACAGAUGCAGCAACAACAGCAGCCCCAACCACACAACCCAUUUAGACAAGCAAUACAGAGUUUUGGUCAACAAUUCAAAAGGACAAGAGAUGAAGCAUCAAACGCGUACCAGAGAAAGGCACAACGCAUAAACCAAAUAGGCGACCAAGAAGACAAUGAAUCUAUAACGAAGUAUCCUCUAGCAUAGGAUCAAGUUAGAAAAACCUAUCAAAUUUAAUACUCUUCAUGGGACUUCAACAGUUACACACAAACGAGAGAUUAACCUUGUAGGGUUUGAUUUAGAAUUGUUUGAGACAGAAGAUUUAACCCUUAAAUGCAUAAAGUAGUAAAACUGCAACAUACCAUAAAACGACCAUAAAAUUAUU
Molecule: messenger RNA, 828 nt
Organism: Bactrocera oleae (olive fruit fly)
Lineage: Eukaryota; Metazoa; Arthropoda; Insecta; Diptera; Tephritidae
Source: RefSeq, a predicted model, not a curated record